This is a messenger RNA of Eptesicus fuscus (big brown bat), 3101 nucleotides long. RefSeq names its product ER lipid raft associated 1 (gene ERLIN1). Gene Ontology annotation, biological process: SREBP signaling pathway. The record is from RefSeq and is a predicted model, not a curated record. Lineage: Eukaryota; Metazoa; Chordata; Mammalia; Chiroptera; Vespertilionidae. The coding region runs from base 39 to 1088 and encodes 349 amino acids. Gene Ontology annotation, molecular function: cholesterol binding; ubiquitin protein ligase binding. Gene Ontology annotation, cellular component: endoplasmic reticulum; endoplasmic reticulum membrane. The transcript has 12 exons.
CGGGGCGGGGGCGAUGCGUCACUGAUCGGAGAAACAGGAUGAAUAUGACUCAAGUCCGGGUUCUGGUGGCUGCAGUGGUGGGUGUGGUGGUCGCCUUUCUCUAUGCCUCCAUCCACAAAAUCGAGGAAGGACACCUGGCUGUGUACUACAGGGGAGGAGCUUUACUAACUACCCCCAGUGGACCGGGCUAUCACAUUAUGUUGCCUUUCAUUACUACGUUCAGAUCUGUGCAGACAACACUACAAACUGAUGAAGUUAAAAAUGUGCCUUGUGGAACAAGUGGUGGGGUCAUGAUCUAUAUUGAUCGGAUAGAAGUGGUUAAUAUGUUGGCUCCUUAUGCAGUGUUUGAUAUUGUGAGGAACUACACUGCAGACUAUGACAAGACCUUAAUCUUCAAUAAAAUCCACCAUGAACUGAACCAGUUUUGUAGUGCCCACACACUUCAAGAAGUUUACAUUGAAUUGUUUGAUCAAAUAGAUGAAAACCUGAAGCAAGCUCUGCAGAAAGAUUUAAACGUCAUGGCACCAGGCCUCACCAUACAGGCUGUGCGUGUUACAAAACCCAAAAUCCCAGAAGCCAUAAGAAGAAAUUUUGAGUUAAUGGAGGCUGAGAAGACAAAACUUCUUAUAGCUACCCAGAAACAAAAGGUGGUGGAGAAAGAAGCUGAGACAGAGCGGAAAAAGGCUAUUAUAGAAGCAGAGAAGAUUGCACAAGUGGCAAAAAUUUGGUUUCAGCAGAAGGUGAUGGAGAAAGAAACUGAAAAACGCAUUUCUGAAAUUGAAGAUGCUGCUUUCCUGGCCCGAGAGAAGGCAAAAGCAGAUGCUGAAUAUUAUGCUGCACAUAAAUAUGCCACGUCAAACAAGCACAAAUUGACCCCGGAGUAUCUGGAGCUCAGAAGGUACCAGGCCAUUGCUUCUAACAGUAAGAUCUACUUUGGCAGCAACAUUCCGAGCAUGUUCGUGGACGCCUCUUGUGCUGUGAAAAAUUCAGAUGUUAGGACUGGAAGGAAAAGCUCUCCUCUCCUCUCUAAGGAUGCUGCUGAACCCUCUGGAGAGAGCCCUGUCCAAAAGAAGGAGAGCAUAGGUUGAUGCAAGAGGUGGAAAUGUUCUCCCAUAUCAAGAUGUGGCCCAAGGGGUUCAGUGGGAAUAAUGGUUACGCGACUCCCUGUGCUCGUGUGUUCUGCCUCUCCUGUGGUAGUCCUGGCUUAUCAGCUGAUUCCAGGAUAGAGCCAGCUAUCUGGCACCCAAAUGGUCUUUUCAGCCACAGUUUUAUCAAGUAUGCUGUGUGUGAUCCUUGCUAAACUGGUACUCAUGAAAGAAGGAAAGUCUAAUGCUAAGAUACUGCCUGCACUGGAAUGUUAAACACUAAAUACAUAACAAGCUGUGUUUUCCUAAGCUGAGAUCUAUUGAAUAAUGUUUACAUUGGUCCCAGGGGAAAUAUGUGCUCAGCCACUCAAGAGAUAGAAGGCCAGAGAGAAGACGGCCAGGAUGUGGUAAGUGUAAAGAAGACUCACUACACCUGGGACCCAGGCUCUCUCUAGGGUCUGCAGUGUACAUCCAUGUGAUUAGCAUCUAGUCUGCUGAAGUUCCCCAGGAAAUGAUCUUCCAGUUGAGCAACCAUUUACUUGAUACAAUUUGCACCUUUUUGUUUUCCUACAGUCAAGUUGGUGGCUUGCUGGGACAUGCACCUUGCCACUCAACCAGAUUCCUUGUAGAGAUUCCUAAUCACUAGUUUAUUGCAUUAGUAGGCUCAGAGGUAGAGCUUGGUUUGAAGUUUUGGAUGAGAUGAAACGUUGGCUUUGAAUCAAAGUUCUGGGGACCUGAAUUCUCCUCCAUUGGGUAAUGACUGUGUCACUGCCUCAGGCUGUGUGUGACUAAGGUACUUGGUUUCUUGUCACAGACAACUCCUUAUAAGUCACCUCUCAGCUCUGGCUGGCCAAGAGCAAGACAGGGCUUUACCAGAAAUAGGAGCAGCAUACAAUUCCUAGCUAUUCACUGCACAGUAUUGUAUCAUAACUGCAGGAAGUUUUUAAACUGGAUUUGGGGUACAUUCAUUUGCCCUAGUACCUCUGCCUAAAGGCUAUAUUCUAGGCUGCCAUGGUUACUAGCACACUAAUUCUCCUUCUCAAUAUUGUGCAUCAGGAGCCUACAUAGUGUGGAACAAAGAGUAACUUGGUCAUUUUUGUCUCCUUCCCUAUUGGCCCUGAGAUGCUGAAAUCAAAGUUGUUCUCCAGCUUCACCUUCCCUAGGAGAUUAGGAUUCCACUGACUUCCUGGGCAGCCAGUGGAUUUAAUCUUCCAUGAGAGGAUGACAGAUUAAUCUGUGGCUAUGAGAGACCUAUUUCACCUGGACAUUUUUUUCCUUAAAGAUUAACUUUCUUAAAAUAGUGUGCCCCAUAGUUAGGCCUGAGUAUGUGCAGCUUGUUAAGACCUUUUGUGUAGACUUUGUUCAAGCCAGACAGAAACGUCCUGGGAUCCUUCCAGCAACCUCUCAGCUGACUCUCAGUCUCAUGACAGUUGUGAGUUGUGCCAAACACUUUAUAUGGGAAUGGAAUCCCAGAUUUGAGUGGGUCUUUUCCUUGGGCCUUAUCCUAUAAAAGCAUUUGUAAUAUGGAGAGAAUCAUUUUUUCAUUUUUGCUCAUUAAUUGUAUGCAUUCUCUUUUUGAGUGAAUUUUGUGUUCUCUAGCCCUCAAAAGAACUUUUGAACUAAAAAUAAACUCUUCACCUGUCAUAUAUUGUUGCUGCAGAUAAUGAUUGUUGUGGGAAACUUGGAUCAUUGGUUUUUGUGCUUUCAUUACUAGAGAUGUUUUUUAUUCCCAUGAGCUAAAAGUUGCUGCCCCAAAGUGAUGGAUGUGGGUUAUCUUACAAGCCACAAGCCCUGGUGGCAGAGUUGAGAAGCAGGGAAAUCACAUGGUGAAGUUUUAAAGAAAGUACUUCCACUUGAAGUGUGCUUCCCUGUGCUCACUCGAGCACUAGGUCUAGUCCUCCUUCAGGGAUGUUCCUUUUGGCAAAUGUAUACUGUAAUCUUGAGUCUAAAUUUAUAUGUGAAAUGCUACCUUUUUUAAAAAAAAGAAACUAAAUAAAAUUAUUUUACUAUCAGUGA